AUGACUAAUAGCUCUGGUACUGCAUCGCCGAAACAGGCCGCCAAAGAGGCCGGCGCCGAAGCCCCGUCCAUCAAAGAAAAACUCCCGGAUCCCGAGCGGACGCCUUUUCGCUUUCGAGAGUUUGAUCUGGAGGGCAAAGUGUUUGUGGUCACGGGUGGGGCACGCGGACUGGGUCUGGUCUUGUCGGAAGCUCUGAUCGAAGCUGGAGGACAAGUAUAUUGUCUCGAUCGACUACCCGAGCCGGACAAGGAAUUUUUGACAGUCCAAAAACGUCUGGGCCCCAAGUAUGGCGGCUCGUUGAAGUACGACAAGGUGGACGUCCGCGAGGCCGGCAAUCUGGACCGGGUCAUCGAGGAGAUCGCCACCAACCACGGUCGCCUGGAUGGCCUGAUCGCCGCCGCUGCAGUGCAGCAAGUCACACCCGCGCUGGACUACACGCCCGAGAAGAUCGAGGAGAUGAUGAACAUCAACUACAAGGGCGUUUAUUGCUCGGCCAUCAGCUGCGCGCGCCAAAUGAUCAAGUACAACUGCAGCGGCUCGAUUUUACUUGUUGCGUCUAUGAGCGGCAUGGUCGCCAACAAAGGAUUUACUUCGUCAGUUUACAAUUCUUCGAAAGCGGCUGUAAUUCAGCUUACUCGGUCUCUGGCCAUGGAAUGGGGGAAGAUCGUUAAUGGGAAACCCAUACGGGUCAAUGCUUUGUGUCCUGGGAACAUCAUGACCCCAAUGGUCCGGAAGAACUUUGAAGAUGACCCUAAAUUGAAGGAGCUCUGGGAGAAAGAGAACAUGCUGGGCCGCAUAUCAACCCCGGCAGAAUACAGAGGCGCCGCAUUAUUCUGUCUAAGCGACGCAAGCUCGUUCAUGACGGGUUCGAGUCUCGUUAUUGAUGGAGGGUACACCGCGUGGUAA
Messenger RNA from Fonsecaea multimorphosa CBS 102226, 906 nucleotides. RefSeq lists its product as uncharacterized. Gene Ontology annotation, molecular function: oxidoreductase activity, acting on NAD(P)H, oxygen as acceptor. Lineage: Eukaryota; Fungi; Ascomycota; Eurotiomycetes; Chaetothyriales; Herpotrichiellaceae. The coding region runs from base 1 to 906 and encodes 301 amino acids. The record is from RefSeq and is a predicted model, not a curated record. The transcript has 5 exons. Gene Ontology annotation, cellular component: intracellular anatomical structure.